Messenger RNA from Theileria equi strain WA, 378 nucleotides. RefSeq lists its product as hypothetical. The record is from RefSeq and is a predicted model, not a curated record. NCBI's taxonomy places the organism in Eukaryota, Apicomplexa, Aconoidasida, Piroplasmida, Theileriidae. Bases 1 to 378 code for a protein of 125 amino acids. The transcript has 2 exons.
AUGGAAGAUCAGACGGAUGACUGUUUGCAUUCACUCAACAAGGAUUCCACAUAUGCAUUAUCACGUAUUAUGAAAGCACUUAGGGAUGAAAAGUUUGCACUUGCUGAUAAUCUUUUUUCUGAUUUGCGUUUACUAUUUGUAAAGUAUCCCUGGAUGCUUGCCCAUCUAGAUAAAGAUGAAGAAAUCAUAACGGAGUGUCUCACGUUUAUAAGUCAAAGAGAUGAUUGGAAUGUUGAUAUCCAAUGCAUUCGCAUGGUUUCCCAUGUGGCAAUGUUGGUAUUAAGUCUAAAAAAUUGUAUAAUAAAUGGACAACAAUGUGAAAGUAUUCUAAGAACACUCUGUAGUUCUGCACGAUCAUAUAAGCAACCAUGUAUAUAA